This is a messenger RNA of Eucalyptus grandis, 1005 nucleotides long. RefSeq lists its product as uncharacterized. The transcript has 2 exons. The record is from RefSeq and is a predicted model, not a curated record. The coding region runs from base 1 to 1005 and encodes 334 amino acids. NCBI's taxonomy places the organism in Eukaryota, Viridiplantae, Streptophyta, Magnoliopsida, Myrtales, Myrtaceae.
AUGAUGCUUGAAAUAAGCCAGAAACUUAAGGAGCCUCUUGCUGUAGCUGUCACUGGAACAUCCACUCCUACGUCAUCAGGACACGCUCCCCCGUCGACGGGAGGCACGCACAUUGCUAAUCUCCCUGAGAAAGAAACUGCUGGAGAGGUUCCUUCUGUGAUGCCAAUCAUUGUCAAUUUGGACCCUCCUCCGAAGGAAGACCCAACACCCCAUCUAAGUGAAGAGAGUGAAAAACGCUUGGCAAAGAUGGAGGAGCGACUAUGUGCCUUGCAAAGUUACGCGCUGAAAGGAGUUGAUAGGUUUUCUUCAUAUACCAAGACAAACUUCCUUGAGAUUUUCCAAGAGUCUAGGUUCACAAGAAAGUAUGAUGGAGCGGGAUGCCCCACGAUCCACCUUAGGUAUUACCUAAGGAAAAUGGCUCGUUACGCCGACAAUGUGUCUUUCCUCAUACACACAUUCCAAGAUAGCUUGGAAGAUAUUGCCCUAAUGUGGUUCAUUGUACUGGGCAUUGAAAAAUUCACCAGUUGGGAAGAUUUAGCUAAUGAGUUCUUGCAACAAUACCGGUUUAAUACCGAGCUCACCCUCACGAGAGAAGAGUUGACCCAUAUUGAGAAGAAGAUGAAUGAGUCAUUUAAGGCCUUUGCGCAAAGGUGGAGGACUAUGGCCUCACAAAUCGAGCCCCGCCGCAUCACCAGGCCGACCGUCGCCGCCGUUCAGUCAUCAUUGACAUUGCUAGGCCACAGCUUUCUAGAAUCAUUGCUGCUCACCGAGCCGCUACCCUUUGACCUCGACUACGACAACACCUGGGCUCAACGCUGUCGCUGCCCAUCCUCCCGAUGCUAUGCCGAGUUGCUCAUCGCCAAGUUCCCUGGCCUUCGACACAAGUCCCGCCGUGCUGCUUGUUGGCCCGUCGGUGUCUCCUUUGUCUCGUCUCCAUCCCCGACGCAGCUGCCCCUGUUGCUACUCAACUCUAUCGAUGUUGCCUAUGCUGCAAUCACCGCGUAG